AGUUUCAAGCUACUUUACACGAAGGUGCUCGUACACUUUGAUUCAAGUUUUGCAGGAUAACGCUUGAGACAUGGAGAACCCUUGGAUAUUGGGUACAGUGUUUAUCGUGACAUUUAUUCUUCAUCCUGAAAUCUUAACGGUAAGAGGAAGAGAAACUUCAACUCAGACGCCUUGUAUUGAGGACAGCAAAUUCUACAGAAAUCCGAAUACCCCGGCCCACAGCAUUUGGUCACUAACAGAAUGUGCCAAGUACUACUUGUGCUUAGACAAUGAGGUUUUCGACUUCAGAUGUUCCGAAGGCUUAUUAUUCGACGUAUCCCGACAAAUAUGUGACUUCAAACAUAACGUCGAUAACUGCGACGUGACUACAGAGGAAAAAUCACCAGAGCCACUCUUGGAAAAAGGCGAGUGCAAGGAACACAGUCUCGCUUGUGGAGACGGUACUUGUUUACCCAAAAACUAUUUUUGCGAUGGAAGUGUCGACUGUCCCGAUGGAUCCGAUGAAGAAUAUUGUGAUGGUAAAGUUGAUCCAAAUUCAGCUACUCUAUGUGAUCCUUGGAAAUGUAAACUACCGGACUGUUGGUGUUCCAAUGAUGGUAAAAAAAUACCAGGCAACCUAUCGAUCUCCGAUGUACCUCAAAUGAUAACUAUCACUUUCGACGAUGCGGUUAAUGCCGACAACUUUAAUCUCUACACGAAACUAUUUAGCAAUGAUCGAAAAAAUGCGAAUGGUUGUCCGAUCCGUGGAACUUUCUAUGUGAGCCAUCAGUACACGAAUUAUCGUGAUGUGCAAUAUUUGUGGAACGUUGGCCACGAAAUUGCCGCUCAUUCGGUCACACAUCGAGGUCCCAAAGAAUGGUGGUCAAAAAACGCCACCAUAGAAGACUGGUUCGACGAAAUGGUCGGCGUAGCAAACAUCAUCAACAAGUAUAGUGCCGUUCGUAUCGGAGAUAUCAAAGGUUUAAGAGUACCGUUUCUCCGAAUCGGCUGGAAUCGUCAAUUUUUGAUGAUGUCGGAGUUCGGUUUCAUUUACGAUUCUUCGAUCAUAGCGCCAUUUACGGAUCCUCCGAUAUGGCCAUAUACCCUCGACUACAGGCCUCCACACGAUUGCUCAUCUUCGGGACAAAAAUUUCCAACUAGAGCAUAUCCUGGUUUAUGGGAAAUUCCCAUCAACGAACUAACAGCCGGGGAGUUCACGUGCACAUCAGUAGAGGAUUGUACGCAGAAUAUGCCAGGCGAAGAAAUCUACAAGAUGUUGAUGUUGAAUUUUAAACGGCAUUACAUUACGAAUCGUGCACCAUUUGGUCUUCACCUUCACGCAGCUUGGUUUAAAACCUCCAACAAUCUUUAUGCUUUCACAAAAUUUCUGGACGAUGUCCUACGGCUACCCGACGUUUAUUUUGUCACGAGCUACCAAAUUCUUGAAUGGGUUAAAAAACCCACCGCUCUGAGAGACCUUGAUGGUUUUGAACCUUGGAAAUGUCGAAAACGACGUUAUGAACCUCAUGAAGUCGCUUGUGACCUGCCCAGCUCAUGCAGAUUGCCUUCUCGAGUUCUUAAGUCCUACAGAUUUUUGCAAACGUGUUUCGAAUGUCCCAAACAAUAUCCUUGGCUCAGGAACGAAUCUGGAGCUGAUUGAAUUCCCUUCGAAUAUUUCAGAGAGCACACUUACAUCUCUACCAGAAACAUCUCUACUAAAAUUCAUUUCUACCCAAAAAACAACUGCUGUAACAUUUCUACCACUAUAAAACACUACCCCGUAAUAACUCAGCACAUUUAUAUCUCCACCAAAAACAUCUCUACCAAAAUUCAAUACUACCAAUAACAUCUCCUUUGUAUUCGUUCAUUGCAGUCAACAAAAUAUUUUCAAAAUUUUCUUUCAGCGGUCUUUUAUCGUUUUAUAUACUGGCAAUUGUUGUGCCUGUACAUCGCACUCAUUAAAAUAAAUUAAGCACUCUCAGCACAAACGCAGAAAUGGCGAAAUAUCGAUGCUCCCGAACGAGCGCAUCGACCCUCGAUGUCAACAUCGAAACUUCCAGAAGGAA
Venturia canescens is the source of this 2045-nucleotide messenger RNA. RefSeq names its product Chitin and LDLR binding deacetylase 3 (gene ChLD3). Gene Ontology annotation, biological process: carbohydrate metabolic process. Lineage: Eukaryota; Metazoa; Arthropoda; Insecta; Hymenoptera; Ichneumonidae. The record is from RefSeq and is a predicted model, not a curated record. Gene Ontology annotation, molecular function: protein binding; chitin binding. The coding region runs from base 71 to 1639 and encodes 522 amino acids. The transcript has 10 exons. Gene Ontology annotation, cellular component: extracellular region.